Diospyros lotus (date-plum) is the source of this 1310-nucleotide messenger RNA. RefSeq names its product transcription factor bHLH51. The transcript is spliced from 2 exons. Bases 436 to 1176 code for a protein of 246 amino acids. Gene Ontology annotation, molecular function: DNA-binding transcription factor activity; protein dimerization activity. Gene Ontology annotation, biological process: regulation of DNA-templated transcription. The record is from RefSeq and is a predicted model, not a curated record. Lineage: Eukaryota; Viridiplantae; Streptophyta; Magnoliopsida; Ericales; Ebenaceae.
UUGUUCUCCAUCCAUCCGUCCAUCCUCCUAAAGCUUACGUACCACAGUUCUCACCUUAAUGCUCUUCACAUCAACGCCUGGCCUGAUGUUGGCUGUUGCUCUGUCAAUAUACAGAUCUCUAAUUGCUUCUAAUGCGUCCAUGCUUUGCUUGGAUCCAUUUUCAUCUCCAAGUGUUUGUAGCUAGCGUCAAUUCAUUCACUUGGGCGAACUGUUUGCUCUCUUUAAUGAUCCAUGUUGUCAUGUUGAAGCGACUGCCGGAUAAUGCCAAAAAUGAUUUUCAUUUGACCGAUUGAGGGGAUGGAUCGGAUGGAAAACCAAUCCACCUCAAGAUUUGAAGAUCACCAUUCACACACAUUCAUUAUUAGUGCAGGAGUACAGUAGCACCCCACGCUAUAAAUUAGAAGAGAAAGAAAGAGAGAUUAAGAUUCAAUUUGAAUGAAUGUUGUGUUGGAGAUGGCGGCGAACCAUGAUGAGUUUUGCUCCGGCGGCCGGGCUCCAUCUCAAUUAGCUGCUGCAAAUAACAAAGAGAGGUGCAGCGGCAGCCCCUUCGUGGUUGAUCCAGGGCACCCUGCAGCUUCUAAUUGGGUUAAAGAAGACACAGCCGCUAGUGGUUCCAAGAGCCACAGUCAAGCUGAGAAGCGCAGAAGGGACAGGAUCAAUGCCCAGCUUUCAACUCUCAGGAAACUAAUCCCCAAGUCUGAUAAGAUGGACAAGGCAGCUUUGCUUGGGCGCGUGGUGGAACAGGUUAGAGAUCUCAAGAGAAAGGCAUCGGAAGUGAGCAAAGGGGUCACAGUUCCAACAGACGUAGACGAAGUGGCCAUAGACUGGUACUUGGACCAAGAUGGUGGCAACCCCCAAAACGUACUGAUCAGGGCUUCUGUUUGCUGCGACGACCGGCCGGAGCUUUUUGGAGAGCUCAACCGGGCGCUCGAUGGCCUGCAGCUGACGACUGUCAGGGCUGACGUGGCCUGUCUGGGGGGCAGGAUCAAGAGCAUAUUGGUGCUAUGCACAAACUCAAAGCAGCAGGGAAGUGGUGAAGAAUUAUUAGAGGGUGUUUGCAUAAACAAUGUUGUGCACUCACUUAAAGGGGCGUUGAGCACAAUUGCUUCAUCUUCCUCCUCACCCUCUAACUACUGCAUUAAGAGCAAGAGGCAGAGGUUCUUCUUGCCACCAUGAUAUGCUUUUCUUCACUAUUUUUUUAUUUAUUUUUUUCUAUUUUAUUGGGAGAUAAAAAAUAUUGUUCCUCCUCUGACAACACUAAACUGGGAUUGGGUUUGUAAUAUAUAUAUAUAUAUAUAUUUAUAUCUAUG